This is a messenger RNA of Hevea brasiliensis (rubber tree), 697 nucleotides long. Its product is annotated as protein TRI1. The transcript is spliced from 2 exons. NCBI's taxonomy places the organism in Eukaryota, Viridiplantae, Streptophyta, Magnoliopsida, Malpighiales, Euphorbiaceae. The record is from RefSeq and is a predicted model, not a curated record. Gene Ontology annotation, cellular component: nucleus. The coding region runs from base 75 to 479 and encodes 134 amino acids.
CCCUGUCGACCGUCUUCACUAACAGUUCAACUCUUUCAUUUCUCAAAGCAAAGCAAAGCAAAGCAAAACCCACAAUGUCGUUUGCAGCAUCUAGGGUUUUCAAGGGGUGCAGAGCCCUGUUAGCCCCAACGAAGUCCGCUGCCGCCACAACAACAACUGCUGCGUCGAAACCAAGAGCCACCAAGACAGUCGAAAAACGGAAGUCAAAACCGGCAGAUCCUCUUAAGCGUACUGGGAUACUUAAGGCCACCCCAAUCUCCCCUGCUCUUCGCGACUUUCUGGGGGUUCCUGAAUCCUCUCGUACGGAUGCCGUCAAGAAGAUAUGGGUUUAUAUCAAGGAUCAAAAGUUGCAGAACCCCGCAGAUAAGAAGGAGAUCUUUUGUGAUGAGAAGCUGAAGACCAUAUUUGAUGGAAAAGAAAAAGUUGGAUUCCUGGAGAUAGGGAAGUUGCUAUCAUGUCAUUUUGUGAAGACCGGUUAACUUUCAUUAUUUGGUGUUGGAUUUGUGGCUGAACUCUUCAUGGAGCAAAGUUCUUAACUACUGAUCUUGAAUCCUUUUAUGUGCUAUUAUACUGAUAUUUUCCUUUUGUAUGAGAGCCAAGCGUUUAUGAAUUGUAUUGCUACUGAACAAGCAUUUAGCUGGACAUUAUGUAAAAAUUGGCUAGGAAAAAAGGGUUCAUAAUUUGACCUGUUUUCUAA